UUUUUAGAAGACUUUUUUCAGCUUUCAUUCUUUCAAUGGAUUCUUUACUCGAGGUACAACGUACUUGUCACGAAGAAAGGGAAAGAUGUGUUGAUUUAAUGGUUAGAGAAUAUUUGGUUGAAAAGAAAACGCAACGAGAAAAGAUCAAUUCUGACCAACGUGUUAAAGGUUUAAUUGAUAGAUGUAGAAAUGCUACAGAUAAAUUAAUUAAAAUAUAUAAUGAUGAAUCUGGUGAACGUGCUAAAGAAAUUCAAGCUAUUGGAGGACCAAAUGAAUUUGCUGAAUUUUAUUCUCGUCUAAAAUCACUCAAAGACAUUCACCGAAAAAAUCCGAACGAGACAGCUCGUCCUUUAACGAUAGAAUUCCAAGAGAUGGCUAAUUUUGUACAAGAUCCAGAUAAAAUUGAGAGGGAAAUGGUUCGCUUUACGGACGAGGAAGGCUACGGGAAAUUUUUGGAUAUGCACACUCUUUAUGAGCAAUAUGUUAAUUUGAAAGGAGUUAAGCGUAUUGAUUAUAUUACUUUCAUCUCUACAUUUAAUCAAUUACAUGAAAUUUCGAAAGAUAAAACUAAAAAGACUGGAGCUUAUAAAAAUUAUGUUUCUUCUCUCGAAGGAUAUUUGACAGACUUUUUGCGACGUGCAAAACCUUUAAUUGAUAUUGAAGCGGAACUUUAUAAUGCCGACAAUGGUAAAGUGCCUGGUUGGUCGACAGAGAAAAGCACUGGAAGUUUAUUGGCUAAACAACCAAUGGCUUCGGCAGAUCUUGAUUUAGCCAAAUAUGAGACGGUAGAUGAGCUUAUGGAACUUGGGAGUGAUCGUUUGAAAUCGGCGCUUCUUGAGAGGAAUUUGAAAUGUGGAGGGUCAUUAAAGGAACGUGCCCAACGUUUACUUGACUUCAAAAAUGCUGAUCAAAAUGGUUCUGCUGCAACAAAUGGUGCAUUUAAAGCAAUCAAAAAUGGUGUAGACAAAGAAGAGAAAAGAAAAUAUGAACUUGCUAAACACGAAGUUCAUGUUCUCAAAUUAACAGAAUUAGUAAGACCUGAAAUAUCAGCAACUUUGGAAAAUAUUGAAAGAAAACAGGCUAGGGGUGUUGGGGAGGAGGAAGAAGAGGACGACGUUGAAGAAUUUUAUGAAGUUGAAGAAGAAGAGACUGAUGUUCCUUAUAACCCAAAAAAUCUUCCUUUGGAUUGGGAUGGAAAGCCAAUCCCCUAUUGGCUUUAUAAACUUCAUGGCUUGAAUAUUGGAUAUAGCUGUGAAAUUUGUGGAAAUCAAGUUUAUAAAGGACCUAAAGCUUUUCAACGCCAUUUUACGGAAUGGCGUCAUUCUCAUGGUAUGCGUUGCUUAGGAAUUCCAAAUACUGCACACUUUACAAAUAUUACAAAAAUUAAUGAUGCUAUAGAGCUUUGGAAGAAGAUAUGCGAGGAUCGAAGUCGAAAUAAAUGGAAUCCGGACCUUGAUGAAGAAUUUGAAGAUUCACUUGGGAAUGUGGUUAAUCGAAGAAUGUUUGAGGAUCUCAAAAGACAGGGGUUACUUUAA
Meloidogyne enterolobii is the source of this 1535-nucleotide messenger RNA. The record is from the annotation of a GenBank genome assembly. NCBI's taxonomy places the organism in Eukaryota, Metazoa, Nematoda, Chromadorea, Rhabditida, Meloidogynidae.